Helianthus annuus (common sunflower) is the source of this 720-nucleotide messenger RNA. Its product is annotated as histone H4. The coding region runs from base 88 to 399 and encodes 103 amino acids. The record is from RefSeq and is a predicted model, not a curated record. Gene Ontology annotation, cellular component: nucleosome. Gene Ontology annotation, biological process: nucleosome assembly. Gene Ontology annotation, molecular function: DNA binding; protein heterodimerization activity; structural constituent of chromatin. Lineage: Eukaryota; Viridiplantae; Streptophyta; Magnoliopsida; Asterales; Asteraceae. The transcript is spliced from 2 exons.
AUCAAUCAUCACACAACUCCUUAAUAAAAUCCUGCUUCAUUCCUAACCAGAAUUCAAAUCAAAUCAAAUCUCGAUUUCGAUCCAAAAAUGUCAGGCCGUGGGAAGGGAGGAAAGGGAUUGGGAAAGGGAGGAGCAAAACGACACAGGAAGGUUCUUCGCGACAACAUUCAGGGAAUCACGAAGCCGGCGAUUCGAAGAUUGGCUCGCAGAGGAGGCGUGAAGCGUAUCAGCGGGUUGAUCUAUGAAGAAACUCGUGGAGUUCUCAAGAUUUUUCUUGAGAAUGUUAUUAGAGAUGCUGUGACUUACACUGAGCAUGCUCGCCGGAAGACUGUUACGGCGAUGGAUGUUGUAUAUGCUUUGAAACGACAGGGUCGUACUCUGUAUGGUUUUGGUGGUUAGGUUUAGCGUGUUAGUUGUAGACAUGGAUCAUUUCUAUCUUGUUCUUCUUUGUUUUAGCAAGCAAUUAUCGGACCAUAGAGAAGUGGAUGUGGUACACAACCUUGACAAGUAUAGGGGAAUCACGCCAGUGGUACUUUCUCUAUAUCACCAGUCAAUUUAUUGUAGUUCUGGAUGUUGUUUCUCUUAUCACCAGUCAAUUUAUUAUAGUUUUGUUUAAAAAGUGUCAAGUAUCUGAUUCAUAGUAAAUUUAAGCAUUUAUGCCUGUUGAAAACGGGGGAUAGUUGAACUAUAUGUAAAUAGAGGUGUCAAUCUUGACCCAAA